Messenger RNA from Kluyveromyces lactis, 2100 nucleotides. RefSeq lists its product as uncharacterized. The transcript has a single exon. Gene Ontology annotation, biological process: flocculation. The coding region runs from base 1 to 2100 and encodes 699 amino acids. The record is from RefSeq and is a predicted model, not a curated record. Lineage: Eukaryota; Fungi; Ascomycota; Saccharomycetes; Saccharomycetales; Saccharomycetaceae.
AUGAACACGGUUCAGACUGAUUUGUGUCCCUCCCCUGUAUAUGGUACAUUACCUGGUGCAUACAACUUUCCGUACACUAUCACAGUAACUAACUUCACCAUGCUUCUAUCUGGUUACUUUUACGCUCCUAAGAGCGGCGAGUACCAGUUCAACCUUAACCGAGCCGAUGAUUUUGCCUACGUUACUAUGGGAAACGGUAGUACAUUCGAAUGUUGUCAAGAACCUGACACCGAUUCUAACCCAGCAGCAUUCGAAUUGAUCACUGAACUUGAUGGAGAAGCCGCUAAUGCUAGUGUUACGUUGAAGGCAGGUGUGUUCUAUCCAUUAAAGUUACUAUUCGUCAACAAAUGGGGCAAUCCUAGUCUAGAGUUCCAAUUCGUUGAUGUAGACGGUAUACUGCACGAAAGUUUCGACGAUUACGUGUAUUAUUUCCCUAAAGACUCAUUCCAGUAUGAGUGUCCAAUGAGUGUUACUACUACAGUACCAUGGACGCAAACAUUCACUUCAACGUACACCACAGAGACGGUAUACGAAGCUUCUGAUGAGCCAAGUACGACAGUAGUGUUGGUUGUAGUUAAAACUCCAGAAGUCCAAACCGCGACAACCACUUAUGCUGGAUGGACAGGCAGUGCUACUCAGACUAUUGGUACUGAGACAGUAACUGAAACUGGAUCGAAUGGCAUUCCAACCAUCAAGACUAUUUACUCAGUGGAAACUCCUGAGGUUCAAACAGCCACCACCGAAUAUUCAGGAUGGACCGGCACUACUACCAACACAAUUGGAACUGAAACAGUGACUGAAACUGGAUCUGAUGGUAUUCCAACCAUAAAGACGAUUUAUACUGUUGAGACGCCAGAAGUUCAAACUGCAACAACCACUUAUACUCCAUGGACCGGUGCUACUUCUAACACUAUUGGUACAGAAACAGUGACUGAAACUGGAUCUGAUGGUAUCCCAACCGUAAAGACUAUCUUUACCGUCGAAACUCCUGAGGUUCAAACUGAUACCACAAUCUACACCCCAUGGACUGGUGCUACUACCAACACGAUCGGUACCGAGACUGUCACAGAAACUGGAUCUGAUGGCAUUCCAACCGUGAAGACGAUUUACACUGUUGAGACGCCAGAAGGUCAAACUGCCACUACGGUUUACACUCCAUGGACCGGUACUACUUCCAACACCAUUGGCACUGAAACAGUAACUGAAACCGGCUCAGAUGAUAUUCCAACCAUUAAAACUAUCUUCACCGUCGAAACCCCAGAAGUUCAAACUGCCACCACCGAAUAUUCAGGAUGGACAGGCAGUGCUACUCAGACUAUUGGUUCUGAGACAGUAACUGAAACUGGAUCGAAUGGUAUCCCAACCGUAAAGACUAUCUUUACCGUCGAAACUCCUGAUGUACAAACUGCAACAACCACAUACAUUGAAGGGACCGGCACUGAUUCGAGCACUAUUGGCUGGUUCAGAAACUCUACUACAUCUAACUCAAUAACGACUGGAACUACCUCAACAGAUCCAACCUUCUCCUUGAAUACUGUCACCACUACGAGAAAUAAUCUCACCUCUGAAACCACCGCAACUGAGACUGCAUCUGAAAAUACGUCUGAUCCAGCCACUGCUGGUACUUCUUUGACGCAGCCGACCAUCUCCUUGAGUACAGUCACUAUUACAAGCAAUGGCGUCACCACUGUUUACACCACCACUUGCUCUAUUGAUGGCACCGUUAGCGAGAAAACAUCUCAAAAGUCUCUCCCCUCAAAGUCACCAGGUGAAAGAUCCAGUACAGAACUUUCCAAUGCAACAGAAUCAAAAAAGGAUGGAAUGUCCAACACUGAAAGGUCCCAUAAUACAGGGAUUAACGAGGACGAGGUUUCUAGUACUACUGCAACUGAAAGUACCUCUGGUCCUUCAGUCGAUAUGAGGAUCACGUCUGAUUCGUCGAUCGAGACUGGAACCGACCAUAAACAAAAUGGCUCAGGUACAGAAACGCAAACAGCACCUUCAUCAUCAUCUAUAGCUGAGAUGGUGUCAUUGUAUGAGGGCAGCGCUGUGAAACUUUUUGCAACACCUUUCACUGCAGUAUUCUUAGCAUUGUUAUGA